AAAUCGGAGUAUCCAGAGUGAAUUUAAUUGACCGUAGUUCCAUACAAUACACACACAUAUAAUCAAAUUUGGAUUCUCCUUCUUCGUUAUGUACAUACAAAUCAAACAGCAAAAAUCAAAUAUUUAUUAUUAUCUCUCUCUCAAUCUCUCUCCCUCUCCAGAGAGAUCUAAUUGUGUGUAAAUAAGAUUGUAUUGUGAUCGGAAAUUGAUGACGACGGAGCAAUUAACUCCGGGCGGUGGAGGACCGCGGUACGUGCAAAUGCAACCGGAGCCGGGGACGUCGAUGAUGUCGUCGUUCUUUUCGUUCCGGCAGAGUCAGCCUGAGUCAACUCGGAUUUUUGACGAGUUACCUAAAGCUACGAUCAUACAAGUGUCUCGUCCUGAUGCUAGCGAUAUUAGCCCUAUGCUUUUGUCUUACACUAUUGAAUUUCGUUACAAACAGUUCAAGUGGCAGUUACAUAAGAAGGCUGCACAAGUUUUCUAUUUACAUUUCACAUUGAAAAAGCGUGCAUUUUUUGAGGAGAUUCAGGAGAAGCAAGAGCAGGUUAAAGAAUGGCUUCAAAACUUGGGAAUUGGAGAAAACACGACAAUGGUGCAUGAUGAAGAUGAACACGAUGAUGAGACUGUUCCUUUAAAUCACGAUGGAAGUGUUCGAAACAGAGAUGUCCCUUCUAGCGCUGCUCUACCAAUUAUUCGGCCAGAACUUGGAAGGCAACACUCAAUGUCAGACAGAGCAAGGGUAGCAAUGAAUGGAUACUUGAAUCAUUUUCUUGGGAACUUGGAUAUCGUUAACUCUCGAGAGGUUUGUAAGUUUUUGGAGGUUUCCACAUUAUCAUUUUCCCCAGAGUACGGUCCCAAGCAAAAAGAAGAUUACGUGAUGGUGAAUCAUUUGCCAACAAUUCAUAAUGAUGAUGAUCACAAGAAAUGUUCCCCCUGCCAGUGGUUUAAUUGCUGUAAUGACAACUGGCAAAAGGUCUGGGCUGUUCUCAAACCUGGAUUCCUGGCUCUGCUAAAAGAUCCUUUUGACACUAAACCACUGGAUAUAAUUGUUUUCGAUGUUCUACCAGCUUCAGAUGGGAUUGAAGGAGCCAGAGCUACAUUAGCUGUAGAAAUGAAAGAGCGGAAUCCUCUCCGUCAUUCUUUCAAAGUGUCUUGUGGAAACAGGAGCAUAAGAUUAAGAUCUAAGAGUAGUGCUAAAGUUAAGGAGUGGGUUACUGCAAUUAAUGAUGCUGCCCUUCGGCUACCGGAGGGGUGGUGUCAUCCUCAUCGUUUUGGCUCUUUUGCUCCUCCACGGGGGUUGGCUGAAGAUGGCAGUGAGGUUCAGUGGUUUGUUGAUGGUCGAGCAGCAUUUGAAUCCAUUGCUUCAGCAAUUGAUGGAGCAAAAUCAGAGAUAUUUAUUUGUGGCUGGUGGGUUUGCCCUGAACUUUAUUUGAGACGUCCGUUUCAGACUAAUGCUUCCUCCCGGCUUGAUGCUUUGCUGGAAGCAAAAGCCAAGCAAGGUGUCCAGAUAUACAUUCUUUUGUAUAAAGAGGUUGCUCUUGCCCUCAAAAUUAACAGUGUGUACAGUAAGAGAAAGCUUCUUGAAAUUCAUGAAAAUGUCAGAGUACUGCGUUAUCCAGAUCAUUUCUCUAGUGGUGUCUAUCUAUGGUCUCAUCAUGAAAAACUUGUUAUUAUUGAUAAUCACAUAUGUUUUAUUGGAGGACUGGAUCUAUGUUUUGGCCGUUAUGAUUCAUCCGACCAUAAAGUGGGUGAUGUUCCACCCAACAUCUGGCCAGGAAAAGAUUAUUAUAAUCCAAGAGAAUCAGAACCAAAUACUUGGGAAGAUACUAUGAAAGAUGAGAUAAACCGUGAAAAGUAUCCACGUAUGCCAUGGCAUGAUGUCCAUUGUGCUCUAUGGGGCCCACCUUGUCGUGAUGUUGCCCGGCAUUUCGUUCAGCGUUGGAAUUAUGCUAAGAGAAAUAAAGCUCCGAAUGAGCAAACAAUUCCUUUGCUUAUGCCUCAGCAUCAUAUGGUUAUUCCCCAUUAUAUGGGAAGUAGCAGCGAAAUGGAAGUAGAAAAGAAGAUUGUUGAAGACAUCUAUAGCGAUAUGAAAAGAAAUGAUUCUGUUGCCUCUCUAUCAUCCUUCCAAGAUAUUCCUUUGCUUAUACCUCAAGAAGCUGAUGAGUUGCGUCCUUCUGAUGGAGAUUUAAAAUCAAAUGGGUUGGAGAUGAAACAUGAUUUUGAUGAUCAACCAAGUAGGGCCAGCAAGGGUCCUUUUUCUUUUAGGAAGUCAAAAAAUGAAGCAUUAGUUGAAGAUACGCCAAUGAAAGGAUUCGUGGAUGAUUCUGAUUCUUUAGUUCCUAAUCAGGAUUUAUCUCCAGAUAUCGGGAAGAGAACAUCAGAAAAAGAAUGGUGGGAGACACAAGAGAGGGGUGAUCAAGUUGUUUCGGCAGAUGAAACCGGACAAGUUGGUCCUCGUGUUAAAUGUCGUUGUCAAGUUCUGAGGAGUGUCAGCCAGUGGUCUGCUGGGACAAGCCAAGUUGAAGAAAGCAUCCAUAAAGCUUAUUGCUCUCUUAUCGAAACGGCCGAACACUUUGUCUAUAUAGAGAACCAGUUCUUCAUCUCAGGUCUCAAAGGAGAUGAAAUUAUCCGGAACCGUGUGCUAGAAGCCAUGUAUAGACGUAUUAUUAGGGCACACCAUGAAAAGAAGUCCUUUAGAAUCAUAAUUGUCAUACCACUCCUCCCUGGCUUCCAGGGGGGUAUUGAUGAUGCUGGUGCGGCAUCUGUUAGAGCAAUAAUGCACUGGCAGUAUCGAACAAUAUGCAGAGGACCAAAUUCUAUACUGCAAAAUCUCUAUAAUCUUCUUGGCGCUAGAAUGCAUGAUUACAUAUCCUUUUACGGUCUAAGAUCUUAUGGUAAACUCUUUGAAGGUGGUCCAGUGGCUGCUAGCCAGGUGUAUGUUCAUAGUAAGGUCAUGAUAGUUGAUGACUGUAUAGUCUUGAUUGGAUCAGCCAAUAUUAAUGAUAGGAGUUUGCUCGGAUCAAGAGAUUCUGAGAUCGGUGUGCUUAUUGAAGAUAAAGAAUUAGUUGAUUCGUUUAUGGGCGGGAAGCCAUGGAGGGCUGGAAAGUUUGCUUCUAGUCUUCGUCAUUCACUUUGGUCUGAGCACCUGGGUCUUUCAGCAGUGGAGAUCAACCAAAUCAUUGAUCCGGUAAUUGAUUCAACGUACAAGGAUAUAUGGAUGGCAACUGCAAAGACAAAUACAAUGAUCUAUCAAGAUGUAAUUUCAUGCAUUCCUAAUGAUCUCAUACAAUCCAGGUCUGCACUAAGACAAUGCAUGACCCACUGGAAAGAAAAACUCGGACACACAACAAUUGAUUUAGGAAUUGCUCCCGUCAAGCUGGAAUCGUAUCAGGAUGGAAAUAUAAGGGGAACUGAUCCCAUGGAAAGAUUGAAGUCCGUGAAGGGGCAUCUGGUUUCUUUUCCUUUAGAUUUUAUGUGCAAAGAAGAUCUCAGACCUGGAUACAAAGAGAGUGAAUAUUAUGCAUCACCUCAAGUUUUUCACUAAGUUCUUUUUGUAAUGAACGACUACUAGUAAAAGAGGAGAGUUGUAAAGUCUGUACACUUACGUAAAGCACAAAAAAUAUUUACACAUAAAGGGAGCAGUGUAGGUAGAAAAUAUUUAUAUGUAUCUAGAACCACAGUUAGCUGUAUAUAUAACUCAUAUACACCCUGUUUUAGAUGUGGAGUUUUGUCCCCUACUCCAUAAAGGGAAUAUUGGUGCUAAAGAAGCUACUUCGAGCUGUCUGAUAUACUGGAAUUCUUAGAUGCUCCUCUUUUAUAUUUUUGGGUAUGAUUGGGCUGUAAUACAUGAGUACUUGCAGGA
Messenger RNA from Daucus carota subsp. sativus, 3862 nucleotides. RefSeq names its product phospholipase D zeta 1. The transcript has 20 exons. Gene Ontology annotation, biological process: intracellular signal transduction; phosphatidic acid biosynthetic process; phospholipid catabolic process. The record is from RefSeq and is a predicted model, not a curated record. The coding region runs from base 209 to 3544 and encodes 1111 amino acids. Lineage: Eukaryota; Viridiplantae; Streptophyta; Magnoliopsida; Apiales; Apiaceae. Gene Ontology annotation, cellular component: plasma membrane. Gene Ontology annotation, molecular function: D-type glycerophospholipase activity.